AUGAUGUACCAACGGCCCACCACCUUGUCGAUGGUGGUACCUAACGAUGAAAAUACCAAUCCAAUGGCUGCCGAAAUGAUACAAUCCAAAGAUCCCAUCAAACCAAUUUCGCUCCAUCCUUCAAAACCAGUCAUUGGUAAAAAGACAAACACGACAACAUUACUAACCACCAAAGAAGAUACAGCAGGAAUGAGGACCGCUCUCUCCUCCAUUGUGAAUCGAGUCAAAAUGAUCACCCGGCCAAAGAAACCCGAGGAUUUGAAAAAGGUGAGCAAUGAGAGUACAAACUCUUCAACGAGUACUGCUGCUCUUGCUGCUACUACAACGACAUCCAACCAAGACUCUGAAAACAAGGAUCCACAAUUAUCAUCAAGAACCUCACAAGCAGCAUCAUUAUCCACUGAGGCAACGACGAGCAGCAACAAUAACUCUACCAAUGCUAAUAACGAACCCUCUACUUGCUCUCAAAAACAAUCCAUGGCAUGUACUCCCCAAAAGAAGACCACUGAAUUCUUCACCUCACCAGGCAUAGAUAAGGCUGAUGCUAAUGAUCCUCAAUCCUGUGUCGAGUAUGUGAAAGAUAUUCAUUCUCAUCUCAAGAAGAUUGAAACUAAAUACAGAGCAGAUCCUACCUAUCUCUCGAAACAAUCUAUCAUGAGGCAUAAACACAGAUUCACAGUAGUGAAUUGGAUGAUUGAGAUGCAUCAGAAAUUCCAACUCAAUAAUGCUACACUCUUUCUGGCUGUGAACCUUUUGGAUCGAUUCCUCUCCUUGCAAGAUGUUCCUCUUAAGAGUCUACAAUUGCUGGCUGCAACUUGUAUGUUUGUCGCAGCUAAAUAUGAAGAAUUGCAAUAUCCAGUAUCGGCUGAAAUUGUUGAAAUCUCCUCACACGUCUUUUCUAAGGACGAGCUUCUCAAGAUGGAGAGAAUUCUGUUGAAAGAAUUGGAUUUCAACAUUACAGUCGCUACUGUUUAUCCAUUCUUGAAGAGGUACUCGAAAUGUGCAAGGUGUGAUUUCAAUCAAUUAGCCCUUGCAUAUUAUCUUGCAGAGUUGUCUCUACUUGAAGAGGCCUCUCUGUACUAUCUUCCAUCUCAAAUAGCUAGUGCUUGCAUCUAUAUUGCUGGAAGGCUUUGUCAAAAGAAGAAUAGUUGGGAUGAUGUUUUGCACUACUACACUGGCUAUACAGAGCAAGACAUUGAACCAUGUGCUAGUGUGAUUGUUAAAAUUGCAAGAAAGUACAGUUCCAAUGACAUUAAAACCUGUACCAGAACAAAAUAUAGCCAAGAAGAAAAGGCGAAGGUGGCAUGGAUUGUCAUGUCUUACUUUAACAGAUCAAACCAAAAAUCGAUCACCCCCAGAGAAUAA
Molecule: messenger RNA, 1365 nt
Organism: Naegleria lovaniensis
Lineage: Eukaryota; Heterolobosea; Eutetramitea; Acrasida; Naegleriidae
Exons: 1
Coding region: 1-1365 (454 amino acids)
Biological process (GO): regulation of cyclin-dependent protein serine/threonine kinase activity; mitotic cell cycle phase transition
Cellular component (GO): cytoplasm; nucleus; cyclin-dependent protein kinase holoenzyme complex
Molecular function (GO): cyclin-dependent protein serine/threonine kinase regulator activity
Source: RefSeq, a predicted model, not a curated record